CCUUAAUUUACGCCUCGUGUUUGUGUUUUCCAUCACAACUUCCUCCCUCCUUCCUACUAAAAUCAGAAAGUUGAAAGCUUCAUUGACUUGGAGUCAACCCACUUGUCAGGAAACUUAAAAGUCUUCCCGGUCCCUUUCUUUCUGGACUUCAAUUCCAGCUCUUCCUGCUCUAGCUUGCUCUUUAUGAUGACAAGCAAUAAUGCAAACUCCAUUCUCUCUCAGAGUCUCAUGCUCUCCCCCAAAAUGGUUCUCACUUGCAACUCUGCCAUCACCACAUUCACACUACAACCAACCAAGCUUCACUUCCUCCUUCUUCUUCUCUUCUUUCUGUUAACCCCUCCUGCAACCCCAUUAAACUUCAGUUUCUCCAGCUUCAACGGCAAUGACAACACCAAUAUAUCCACAGAAGGCGACGCUUAUUUAGACAACGAAUUCCUCCGCCUCACCAAAAGCGCUUCCGACAGUAUUCACACUCAAAGCGUUGGCCGAGCCACCUACCGCCAACCCUUCCUCCUCCGUGAAAACACCACCGGAAAAUUGGCCGACUUCACCGCCAAUUUCAACUUCUCCAUCAACUCUGACAACAGGCCCAACUAUCACUAUGGCGACGGUCUCGCGUUCUUCCUUGCGCCACAUGGGUCCUUCCUCAACGCCACAAUAGGACGUGGUGGCAGUCUUGGCCUCCCCAUCAACUCCACACCUUCAAACGUCACCGUUCCAAGGAGUCAGUACCCGUUUGUGGCAGUGGAGUUUGAUAUCUAUAAGAAUGUACGGCCAGUCUUCGACCCCGAGUACGAUCAUGUGGGUAUUGACGUCAACUCUAUCAACUCUAGCAUUACCGAGCCUUGGAAUGGAGGUAUUUUGGAAGGAGAAACAAAUAGUGCUACCGUUACUUAUAACUCAACCUCAAAAAAUCUAAGUGUUGCCUUCACUACUUUUGUAGAAAGCGAUGUGAAUAAUACCCAAUUAGUCCAAGUUGUCAAACACCUUCAUUACGUUGUUGAUCUGAAGGAGUACUUGCCAGAUUGGGUAGUUGCUGGGUUGUCUGCUUCGACGUUUAGCAACUUUGCUCUGCAUACGAUCAUUUCAUGGAAUUUUGUUUCAACUUCACUAGUUGAUCAGAAUGGGGUCGACAUUCCAACGGGCAACACACCGCCAGCGGUUACAGUUCCUACGCCAAGCCCCACGGUCAGUACUUCAAACCCCAAGUCAGUAAAUGAUCACAGAAUAGGGUUAGCAAUUGGGUUGGGUAUUGGUGGAUGUGCUAUCUUGGUUGGUGGGUUGGGUUUGGUUUUCUUCAUUUUCUGGAAGAAGAGGGACACAGGGGAAAAUAGUGAUGAAGAUCCUAUGGUUCAUGAAUUUAUCGAUGAGGAAUUCCAAAGGGGGGCUGGCCCUAGGAAGUUUUCAUAUAUCGAAUUGGCUCGGGCAACCAGCAAUUUUGCGGAGGAAAAUAAGCUUGGACAAGGAGGGUUUGGUUGGGUUUAUAAGGGCUUUAUAUCAGAUUUGGAGUCAUAUGUUGCUGUCAAGAGGAUAUCGAACGGGUCUAAACAAGGACCAAAGGAGUAUGCAUCGGAAGUAACGAUCAUCAGUCAACUUAGGCAUCGUAAUCUUGUCCAACUGAUUGGCUGGUGCCAUGAAAGAAAAUUCCUACUUGUGUACGAGUUGAUGCCCAAUGGGAGCUUAGAUUCUCAUUUGUUCAAAGAACAAAGCUUGUUAACUUGGGAGGCAAGAUACAAAGUUGCUCAAGGCUUGGCCUCCGGUUUGUUCUAUCUACACCAUGAGUGGGAGCAAUGCGUGCUUCAUAGGGAUAUUAAAUCAAGUAAUGUUAUGUUGGAUUCAAAUUUUAAUGCAAAACUUGGGGAUUUUGGGUUAGCGAGGCUUGUGGACCAUGGAGAAGAGCCCCAAACUACAGCACUCGCAGGAACCCUGGGAUACAUGGCCCCUGAAUAUGUUAUCACUGGAAAGGCGAGCAAGGAGUCAGAUGUCUAUAGCUUUGGAAUUGUUGCUUUGGAGAUUUCUUGUGGGAGAAAGCCCAUUGAUCGAAACUUUACAAGUAGUCAAAUCAAUAUGGUGGAGUGGGUUUGGGAGCUUUAUGGAGAAGGGAAACUCAUUGAAGCAGUUGACUCAAAACUUUGUGGAGAUUUUGAUGAGAAACAAUUGGAGUGCUUGAUGAUUGUUGGGUUGUGGUGUGCUCAUCCUGAUUACAAUAAGAGGCCUUCAAUACAACAAGCAAUUCAAGUGCUUAACUUCGAGGUCCCGUUGCCCAUUCUCCCAUCAAAGAUGCCGGUGGCCACCUAUUUUGCUCCUCAGAAAACGCUUGAAAUGUUGUUUAAUGAUACUUCUGGCUCUCAAGGAGGUCAAAUUGAAUCUUCAAGCGAUGGUUAAACACUAUUUUCUCACGGUUCUCCUCAUCUUCUACAAGA
Prunus avium (sweet cherry) is the source of this 2423-nucleotide messenger RNA. The record is from RefSeq and is a predicted model, not a curated record. Lineage: Eukaryota; Viridiplantae; Streptophyta; Magnoliopsida; Rosales; Rosaceae.